AUGAAACCCACACAAGAAUCCGCGACACCUGUAGUUCAGGGCCGACUCAUCGGCCACUUUCACGACCGACCAUUAGAAGAACAUGGUUCAGGCUGGUCCUCCCUCUGGGACUCAAACGAGAGCGAUCUCUGGGAUCGGGGGAAACCGUCCCCUGCACUGAUUGACCUGAUCGAGCAAGAGAAGGAUGCUUCUUUUGUUGAAGGAGAUUUUUUCAAACCCGGCUGGGAGCGACAGAUCUCGGCGAAUGGAGAUAUCAAGUUCGACUUAGUCUACGAUUAUACGUUCCUCUGUGCUUUGCACCCGCAAAUGCGUCCGCAGUGGGCAGCGCGCAUGAGCGAGGUAGUGGCUCCCGACGGAGUCCUAGUUUGUCUGGAGUUUCCCAUGUACAAGGAUCCGACUCAGCCCGGUCCGCCUUGGGGACUCAAUGGAGUCCAUUGGGAUUUGCUGGCGCGGGGAGGUGACGGAAUCAAAAAUAUUGGGGAAGAAGCUGAGGUUGAGGAGGUCGAUCAGCUACCGGGUCGAUUUAGGAGGCUGCAGUAUCAUAAGCCUGCUCGAUCAUACGACGCAGGGAGGGGAGCGGAUAUGUUGAAUGAAUCCGAAGCCAAGAUGAUAUACGGGUGGCUAUGGCCGGUAUUCCCUUCAGGGAACCCACGCGACUACUCCGUAGCAGCCAGAGUCAUCGUCAACAUGCCGAGGGGAUUGCACAACCCGCUACCUGCCUCCUUGCGCAUUGACAUCGCAGCAGGCGAAUGCAAGAAAGCAACCCAGAUUCUUGAAUCCUUCUUAACAGCACCGUACUUCGGAAACCCUGGGAAAGAGCUCCCGGGAAAAGUACUCGUCAAUGCCAAGGGUCUGGCGAUAUGCACCGUAGCCAAAGCUGGAUUCCUAGGAUCCGCCCGCUUUGGGUCCGGCCUAGUCAUCGCACGACUAGACGACGGCAGCUGGUCUGCCCCGUCCGCGAUUUCAUUAACCGGAGCUGGGUUCGGUGGACAAGUUGGGUUCGAAUUGACUGAUUUUGUCUUCAUCUUGGACGAUGCCGGCCUUCGCUCCUUUUUACGAAUGGGAAGCUUGACCUUGGGCGCGAACAUUUCAAUUGCGUUCGGCCCGGUCGGAAGAAACGCUGAAUUCACUAGUAAUGCGACUAUGGAGGGCAUCUCGACGAUGUACGCCUAUUCUAAAACCAAGGGGUUAUUCGGUGGUAUUAGCAUUGAAGGUGGCUUGAUGGUGGAGCGGAGGCACGCAAACAAGAAACUCUAUAAGUCUAAGGUCAGUGCGAGUCAAUUGCUCGGCGGAGAGAUCCCACCGCCGCUGGACGCUACGCCUCUCCUGCAGCUCCUACAGUCAAGUUCAUUCCAACAAAGGGGUGCGAUUCCCCAUUCACAGCCGACAACCCGAGAGCCAACAACCCGAGGUUUGAACCCAGUUCCCCAAGGCCCGGAGUUGCCUACAGGGCCAGAGAAUCAAUCACCAGCGGAGUUGUCUCCAGAGGAAGUUCAGCCAACUGCUCGUCAUUUUCCGGCUGAACUGCAUUGGGAAUCAAGUCUCUCACUGCCCUCUGAGCUCCCUGCCGAAACAAUCAUCAAUAUACCCGACGAGCCGACAGCGACACCUGUCAGCGCAGAGGAGCGACCACAAACUCGUACCCCAGCAUCGACUGGGGUAGAGAGCAAACCACAUGGCACAUCAACCCCAGAGACAGCUCCCUUGGAGAUUCGUUCAGAACCAACAACAGACACUCCUGCCGAAUUGAAGAGGCCAAUUGUGGUUGAACCGGAAGUCUGCGCGCCCUCGCAGACUGUCUAA
This is a messenger RNA of Aspergillus oryzae RIB40, 1803 nucleotides long. RefSeq lists its product as uncharacterized. The record is from RefSeq and is a predicted model, not a curated record. Gene Ontology annotation, cellular component: actin cortical patch. The coding region runs from base 1 to 1803 and encodes 600 amino acids. Gene Ontology annotation, molecular function: actin filament binding; S-adenosylmethionine-dependent methyltransferase activity; phosphatidylinositol binding. The transcript is spliced from 8 exons. Lineage: Eukaryota; Fungi; Ascomycota; Eurotiomycetes; Eurotiales; Aspergillaceae. Gene Ontology annotation, biological process: actin filament bundle assembly; actin cortical patch localization.